Molecule: messenger RNA, 1696 nt
Organism: Nicotiana tabacum (common tobacco)
Lineage: Eukaryota; Viridiplantae; Streptophyta; Magnoliopsida; Solanales; Solanaceae
Source: RefSeq, a predicted model, not a curated record
CAUUAUAAGUAUUGUUUACUCAGAGGUUCAACCACCACCAAACUUGUUUUCUUAGUCCAGCAAAUGUUUUUAAUGUAUCAAUAAAGUUCACUGAUCUGUUACCAGCCGUUACGUGUCUAUAUUUAUCUAUCCCUUUUCUCCUCCCACCAAAUUUUGAACAGAGAGAACUCAACCCCACACGCAUUCCUCAAACAAUUUAAUCCAAGAACAUUGUGUCGUCAUUUUGUGUAUGUGUUCCAUUUUCCAUGCCCCUUUUGCUUAUAAUCUUUCAACACCUUACCUUUUCUUUUAUGGUUUUGUGAGAUUCUUAGGCAAAAAAAAUUAUUGUGCCCUUAGCUAUUUUUCAUCAUCUAAUGGCACUCGGAGCUUUCCUAAAGCUAACGGGUGCCUUAACAUAAUCUUUGUGACAUACCAAAGCAGAGUAAAAACACAAUUUUUGUGAUUCUUGACACCCCAAUUCACUCUUUACACAAACUGCUAAUAUGUCAACAAUGGACAAGGCCAAAUCGAUAUUCAUAAUGACAGGCAGAAUGAUGAAUGAAGCAAUCAGUUUCAUUGUCUUCUCUUUUCUUGACAUUCUUGAUUUUCUGCUUUGUUACACUUACAAAGUAAUUGAUUUCAUCGUUGAAGCAGAGUGGAAACCGUGCUACUGCUCGUCAGCUAAAGAAGCUAUGAAGAGCAGUGGCACAAUCUUGGUUUCCGAGCAAGGAGAAUCCAAGAUUGUGUGUCUCAGUACUUCUUCUGGCCGCAACAAAUUGCAGCUAGAAGAAAUAUCAGACACACUCUACACUCGGUCUUCGUUAGUAUCUGAAGUGUCAAAAUCCACAGUGAAUGAACUCAAGCGGCUCAAAUUGGAAAAUGCCACAGUGAAAAAGGGAACCCUGCGAUCUACUUUCACUGUUAAUUCCACCAUUGUGGAAAUGCUCCAAGGCAAAAUUGGUGGCCAGCAAUAUCAUCCCAUUCCAAGAUGGUCGGAUUGUGAUUGUAAAACUUGUAAUUCUUGGUCCUCUUCUUGCAAAGAUACACUUUUUGUCCAUGUUGAUGGUGUCAAAGAGAACGUGCAAGAGAAUGUGAUCUUCAUUCAUGGGUUCAUAUCAUCAUCAGCAUUUUGGACAGAGACUCUGUUCCCUAACUUUACAAAGGCAGCAAAAUCAAAAUAUCGCCUAUUUGCGGUGGAUCUGCUGGGAUUUGGAAGAAGUCCAAAGCCAAAUGAUUCACUUUACACCUUAAGAGAGCAUCUUGACAUGAUUGAAAAAUCAGUGUUAGAGCCAUACAAGGUGAAAUCUUUCCACAUUGUGGCACAUUCCUUGGGCUGCAUUUUGGCGCUAGCACUCGCUGUAAAGCAUCCUGGCUUAGUUAAAUCUCUCACUUUACUUGCACCGGUAAGUUGCCACCAAUCUUCACAAGGAUUAUUUAAUGGAAAUGGUCUAAUUUUCGUGUUAUACUAUUAGGAAUUGCUCAAUUUUAUUCUAGUUAUACUUUUAAUCCAUUCAUACUUAUGUCGUUGGCAAAUCGUCUCGUAUUUGUAUGUACCAUUAGCGGAGCUCCAACGUAUAUUGGGUGGACUUUACAUGUCCAAAAUUUUUCGAGCAAAUGUUCAAAUUUAACACUAAAUAUUGGAGCUCCGUUAGGAUAAAAUUGAGAGUUUUUCCUAACGACGGGGUAGUAUUAGAUCAAAAGAUAGAUGUACCGUAUU